GGGGCAAGGACAAUGUCUCGUCCACGGGCCGAAGCGCCCGUCAUCGGACUCGGCCGCGAGAGCCGGCGGCUCGCAGUCCGCGACGCACUGGUUGAUUCAUACGUUUCGAUGACGGUCCGUCUCUGCAGCGCUGCGCCGACCGUCGAACCACCGGUGGAGACUUCUUCACGACCAGCAGAGCAGUCCGCACAGUACUACUUAUAGCAAGCCUGAACUGUUAUCGUUAAAUAUUAUUAAAUCGUUUCCUUUUUUUUUACGGUUUCUACUCAACGUGCUGCGGGACUGGCGCUUUCGACAAUACUACACACUUAAUUAUAAUUUUAUUUCCUUCGUCGUUAUCACGCGUGCACGUGCGCUAUCUCCCUCUCUCUAUCUCUAGUAACAUAUCAACGAUGUACGGGCUUUUAUUGGAAAACCUCUCGGAGUAUAUAAAAAAAAUGUACGGCGAAGACAGAUGGGAGGAGAUCCGCCGAAUGGCCCAGGUGGAGCAACCUAGUUUCAGCGUGCACCAAGUUUAUUGCGACUCGCUCAUACCUCGGAUAGCGGAAAAAUCGCAAGAAGUACUCGGAAUCACGGAAAAAGAAUUUUUCGAGCAAAUGGGAGUUCAUUUCGUCACGUUCGUCGGCCAAUACGAGUACAAUCGUAUACUGUCGGUGUUGGGACGUCACAUGCGAGAUUUUCUAAACGGUUUGGACAAUUUACACGAGUACUUGAAGUUCUCGUAUCCGAAGAUGCAAGCGCCGUCGUUCAUCUGUGAAAACGAGUCCAGACACGGGUUGACGUUGCACUAUCGCAGCAAACGCCGCGGUUUCGUUUACUACACCAUGGGUCAGAUUAAACAAGUGGCCAGGCACUAUUACCACAAGGAGAUGCGCAUCGAACUGGUAUGUGAAGAGUUCCUGAACGAUACGUUGCACGUGACGUUUCAGCUGGAAUUCGACAAUAGAGCGUUCACAUUGGCGUCCAUGACGAUGACCCGAGAAGAGAAACAUCUGCCAAUCAGUGCGUCGGUGCUGUUCGAAAUAUUUCCGUUUUGCAUUGUGUUCAGUUCCAACAUGGUUGUCCAUAGCAUCGGAAAUUCGCUGCUGGUCAUCCUACCAGAUUUGGUUGGUAAACAGAUCACCAAUUGGUUCGAAUUGGUCAGACCUUUGAUAGCUUUUAAAUUUCAAACAAUACUGAACCGGACGAACAAUAUCUUCGAGUUGGUCGCUUUGCAGCCCGUGGUCUCCGAUCGGCCCAUUGACCGGCAGUUCAUUCUGAACAAUGAAACCGACGUUUCACUGGAAGAAAACAAACUGCGACUGAGAGGACAAAUGAUUUACAUGGACAAUUGGCAAAUGAUGAUGUACUUAGGUACGCCGGUGAUGCCUAAUCUCACGGCUCUGGUCACUACCGGCCUGUACAUAAAUGAUCUCUCCAUGCACGACUUCAGCAGGGACUUAAUGUUGGUAGGGACACAGCAGUCGGCUGAGCUGAAACUGGCCCUGGACCAGGAGCAGUCAAAGUCGAAAAAACUGGAAGAAUCGAUGCGUAAACUGGACGAAGAAAUGAAACGCACGGACGAGCUGCUGUACCAGAUGAUACCCAAACAGGUGGCCGACCGGCUGCGGAAGGGCCAGAACCCUAUUGAUACGUGUCAGAUAUUUAACAGCGUGUCGAUAUUGUUUUCGGACAUUGUAACAUUCACCGAGAUCUGCAGUAGAAUCACGCCGAUGGAAGUGGUGUCAAUGCUGAACGCCAUGUAUUCCAUAUUCGACCACCUUACCGAGCGCAACGACGUUUACAAGGUCGAGACCAUCGGCGACGCGUACAUGGUAGUUUCGGGCGCGCCAAUGACCGAAGACAAUCACGCGGAGAAAGUUUGCAACAUGGCUUUGGACAUGGUCGAAGCGAUAAAAGAUCUAAAAGAUCCAUCAACAAAAUCUCAUUUGCAAAUACGCGUGGGCAUACAUUCCGGCGCCGUAGUAGCUGGCAUUGUCGGCAUGAAGAUGCCGAGAUACUGUCUGUUCGGAGACUCGGUCAACACUGCGUCCCGGAUGGAGUCCACUAGCGAGGCGAUGAAAAUCCACAUAUCUCAAACCACCAGAGACCUGAUCUCGACAUCAUACACGGUCAGCGAACGAGGCGAGAUUUACGUGAAGGGUAAAGGGAACAUGAAGACUUAUUGGCUGGAACACAGUGAAAACAGGUCACCGCUGAACAGACUGCCAGCACUGAUGUACCCCAACGUGUCGGAAGUGUGGAAGCCGAGUGUUGUGAAAAGCAAUGCUAACAUGGACGAUCUAGUGAACGAAAGGAGGAGGACUUCUUCUCCAAAAAUAUAUCAUGAAGUGGCUCGACACUCCAUACCAUGUCUGUCUAUUGAAAAAUAUCACCGAAAAGGCAGAUCGAAUUCAUUGAGUUUUACGCCCGCCAUGCCGCAAAUGAAACUGCAAAGGAUGACGGGCCUGAACAGGAGCUCGUCACCGCUGUCUCCCGCGGACGCGAUGUACAUAAGGCACCGGUUCAAGAGGCACAUGGGCGGAAGAAGCGGUUCUUUGAGCUCGCCGAUUUCGCCGGAAACGCACCGGGAAGAGAGAUCUAAUCUGUCGAUCUCCGAAGCCAUCGCCAACGCCGCGGCCGCCACCACCGCGGCCAUGGAAUCGUUGAGAUCGUUCUCGCCCGAAUUGUUGUCCUCACCGCCGACACCACCAACCCCACCGUCGCCUCCGUCACCCCCACCGACACCACCACCCCCGCCGUCACCACCACCAUCAGCACCACCGUCAUCAUCGCAAUCACCCACAUCAUCAUCACGACCACCCCCACCGCAACCGCAGCCGGAAACGCCACCACAGCAUCCGGUGGUGGCACAUCCGGUUCCGGUCAAAUCCAAUCCCGUACUGGUACACGUGGCCGAUUACGUAUCGCCCGACUGCGUGGACUCUUCGUCAUCGGAAGAGGAGGAGAAGGAGAAGGACGAACAGGUAGGAUCGCCGCGGUCUUUCAUCAAGGACGAACGGUCGUAUCUACUGCAGGAGUCUUCCGAUGAGGAACUUCGCCUGGUGCAAGUGGCCGAGACCGAUUUCACGGAGAAGACCGAGUCCGACGAAUGCGAUGAGCAGAUUUCCCACCUGUACACGAGCCGGUGCGAAGAGCUUUACGCUAGGGCCGCGUUAAGGGACCGAUGCGAGUCGUCGGACAACGAGGAGGACCACGACGAAGACGAGGCGGAGGUGCUGUCUGACGGCGGCGAGGAUCGGCCGAUUGCGAUCAUGGAGAACUCCACGGUAACGACGUCCAAGUCCGACGGACAAAUCAACAAGUUGUGGCGGCGGCGGUUGGGUGGUAAGACGGGCCCGAGCACGUCGAUCAGGAAUUCAUCUAGAAAGAAAUCCCAAUCGCAUUCUUGCUGUUUGGUAUAAGUCAAUACACCCGCGCACAAACACACAAACACACACACCCACACGCACGUCCACGCUACGUAAGGAUCAGAAAAAAUGUUAUGCAUCCCCAGUAGAGCACGGUGUAUCAGCAGAGCUUUUUUUGUACCUGUAUUUUAUCUUUGAUUUUACUCUUUCGGUCGUAUUUGUAUUAGUAUAUUAUACACGUUUUUUAUCGACAAA
Molecule: messenger RNA, 3605 nt
Organism: Sipha flava (yellow sugarcane aphid)
Lineage: Eukaryota; Metazoa; Arthropoda; Insecta; Hemiptera; Aphididae
Product: soluble guanylate cyclase 88E-like
Exons: 14
Coding region: 393-3404 (1003 amino acids)
Biological process (GO): response to oxygen levels; nitric oxide-cGMP-mediated signaling; cGMP biosynthetic process
Cellular component (GO): guanylate cyclase complex, soluble
Molecular function (GO): oxygen sensor activity; guanylate cyclase activity; heme binding
Source: RefSeq, a predicted model, not a curated record